GGGGGUGUGAAAGGCUCCGCCGCCGCCGGAGAGUGGUCCGGUGGACUGUCGCCUUCCCGAAUCUCUGCGAAGCGGCACCCGUCUCCUCAGGGAGCGGCCGACGGCUGGGGCCGGGUACAUGUUCCGGGUGGCUGAGCCCAACCCGAGUAGACCUCCGGCCGCCAGGAAGAGCUGGCAUUUCAGUAAGACUAUGGAGGAACUAGUUCAUGAUCUGGUCUCGGCACUGGAGGAAAGUUCGGAACAAGCAAGAGGGGGCUUUGCAGACACAGGAGAUCACUCGCGCAGCGUCUCUUGUCUUCUAAAACGUCAGGCCAGAAAGCGAAGGGGCCGAAAAAGACGUUCAUUUAACACCCAUCACCCAUGGGAGACUGGCCAUUGUUUGAGUGAAGGCUCUGAUUCCAGCCUUGAAGAACCAAACAAGGAUUAUAGAGAGAAUCAUGCCAAUAAUAAGAAAGACCAUAGUGAUUCUGAUGAUCAAUUGCUGGUUGCAAAACGCAGGCCAUCUUCAAAUUUAAACAACCUCAGAGGUAAAAGGCCUCUAUGGCAUGAACCUGAUCUAGCAGUUGACAAUUUAGGAAAUAGGACUCUGCGUAGAAGGCGAAAGGUGAAACGAAUGGCAAUUGACCUACCUUCAGAAGUAACAAACACACUGACUUUACCCCAGCAGCAGGAUAUUAGGGAUCAAGAAAUGGACAAUGACAACAGAUCUUGCCAGCAUCAAGAACUAAUAAAGAGCAAAGUUAAAAAAAGGAAACUCACUGCAAGUAGGCAAGGACCAGAAAUUUUGGAUGAAGGGGUAGUCAUAGAGAAUGAUGAAAUCAACCAGGCAAACAAGGAUAAAAUGGAAUAUGAGGAACAAAAGGGCUCGGAUGAAAACAUGAGUGACAGUGAAUCCAGCAGCCUGAGCAGUAGUGAUGCUGGUUUAUUUACCAACGAUGAGGGAAGACAAGGUGAUGAUGAGCAGAGUGACUGGUUCCAUGAAAGUGAGCCUGGAGGUGCCUGUGGGAUUACUGGGAUCAUUCCCUGGUGGGAAAAAGAAGACCCAGCUGAACUAGAGAAAGAGUUGCCCGAUCCAGUCUUUGAAAGUAUCUUAACUGGCAGUUUCCCUCUUAUGUCCCAUUCAGGAAAGAGAGAUUUCCAGACAAGAUUUAGCCAUCUUCAUGGAAUGCCAGCAAGAAGCGUCAAAAAAGCUACAGGAAAUUCAACAGCAAUGAUUACUACGCCAGUCUCCUGCAGUACCAAGAAAGCUGUGCAUUUGUCUCAGGAGUCUCAUCACCAUGACCAUUGGUUUAGCCCUGGGGCUAGGAAGGAACAUAGCCAGCUUCAGCUCCUGCGAGACAACCGAUCAGAGAAAGGACACAAGAAAAACAGCUCUGUGAAAACAGCAAGCAGACAAACAAGUGUCCAUUUAGGAUCUUUAUGCAUGGGAGAUAUCAAACGAAGAAGAAAAGCUGCACCUCUUCCAGGACCCACUGGGUUUGUAGGUGAAAAUGCUCAACCAAUCUCAGAUAGCAACAUUGGCAACCGGAUGCUCCAAAGUAUGGGCUGGACGCCUGGCACAGGCCUUGGACCAGACGGCAAAGGGAUAGCCGAACCCAUCCGAGCAAUGCAGAGGCCAAAGGGACUUGGACUUGGAUUCAGCUGACCAAAAGGCACUCCAGAUGCUGUUCCAACAUCAAGACGGAUGUUCAACCUUAGCUUUGAAAUAACUGAA
Messenger RNA from Gekko japonicus, 1714 nucleotides. RefSeq names its product G-patch domain containing 2 (gene GPATCH2). The record is from RefSeq and is a predicted model, not a curated record. The transcript has 10 exons. The coding region runs from base 119 to 1645 and encodes 508 amino acids. Gene Ontology annotation, molecular function: nucleic acid binding. Lineage: Eukaryota; Metazoa; Chordata; Lepidosauria; Squamata; Gekkonidae.